Molecule: messenger RNA, 426 nt
Organism: Parascedosporium putredinis
Lineage: Eukaryota; Fungi; Ascomycota; Sordariomycetes; Microascales; Microascaceae
Source: the annotation of a GenBank genome assembly
AUGGAUCAGGGACAGCUUGACACCAGCAACAAGCGCCCCCGUCUUUCGAUGAGCAACAGCUGGGGCCCCGGCGCGCCACAUGGCCCUGUGUCUCUGCCCCAUCCCGUCCACUCCCCAUUAGCCUCUGCUGGUCAACAUCCCACUCCAGGACAAUAUCAACCCCUUUACCCUCCUCGCAACCCUGAUCCUCAUCCCCUCCACCUCCACCUCCCCAAACCUCACCUUUACACCAACAUCGGCCUGGUCACCACCCUCCCCACCCUGACGACCGUCGUCACCAUGAGCAAGAGCCAUACUCGUCCAUGCAAGAUUACCGACAACCUCCGCCCUCUCCAGCUCAAGUUGCACCUCCGCCACAAGGACAUCCGCCCCAUGGUCCCCCUCCAAACGCCUUCGCAACCCCGUAUCCUGGCCGCGACCCUGUGA